AUGGCUUCUUCGUGCGGUGCAUGCAAGUUCUUAAGGAGGAAAUGCGCCGACAUGUGUAUAUUUGCGCCGCACUUCAGCUACGAGCAAGCGGCGGCGCAUUUCUCAGCCAUCCAUAAAGUGUUUGGAGCCAGCAAUGUGUCCAAACUUCUAUCCCACUUGCCGGAGCAGCACCGUGCCGCCGCCGCCAUCACCGUCGCCUAUGAGGCCCUUGCUAGGGUUAGAGACCCUGUCUACGGCUGCGUCGCCCAUGUCAUCGCACUUCAGCAACAAGUGUUGAGACUUCAAGAGAAAGUAGAAUCACUGGUGGCGGAGUUACUGUGCAAAUCUUCGAGUCCUACAGGAAGCUGCAUUAAUUUUGCAGAGCAAUAUUGCUUUGCUGGAUCCAGUCAUUCGAAUGAGUUACAGGUGGUAUACAAGGAGGCUCUUGAUCGCUUGGAGCGUUGUCUCUUCAGUGAGGAAGAUCAGAUUUCGCCCGAGGUGUCGCCGGCGCCUGCGAGCAUUGAAGUGCUGGAAGAUUUCCUAUGGCGUUAA
Messenger RNA from Phalaenopsis equestris, 531 nucleotides. Its product is annotated as LOB domain-containing protein 33-like. Bases 1 to 531 code for a protein of 176 amino acids. Gene Ontology annotation, cellular component: nucleus. Lineage: Eukaryota; Viridiplantae; Streptophyta; Magnoliopsida; Asparagales; Orchidaceae. Gene Ontology annotation, biological process: positive regulation of DNA-templated transcription; hormone-mediated signaling pathway. The record is from RefSeq and is a predicted model, not a curated record. The transcript is spliced from 2 exons.